Messenger RNA from Mesocestoides corti, 3402 nucleotides. The record is from the annotation of a GenBank genome assembly. Lineage: Eukaryota; Metazoa; Platyhelminthes; Cestoda; Cyclophyllidea; Mesocestoididae.
AUGACAUCUGAAGACGCAGAUGUGUGGAAUAGUUUCAUCCAAUCCCUCGAUGUUGAUCCUGACAAAGCCAAGGGUAUUGAACAGCUUCCUGAAGAUCAAAAACGACAUCUUAUUCAGUCUUAUACUAUCAAGACUUCCAAGCACUCUGCCUACCACUAUGUGACAUUAAUUAGGGGUCUACGCAGCUAUCGUGGCAAUCUAUCGAAAUCGCGAAAAAACACCCUACAGACUGCGCGCGAUGUGCUUAACGCCACAGAAAUUUCUCUACGCACCAACAAUGUCUCGUGGGUCUACGAAUUCCUUGACAAGGGGGGCCUGCAAGCACUCCAGGAGUAUAUGUCGAAAACUGUCCGAAAUAUGCUUAGAAAUGGCAUACUGCCCCCUAACAUGUGCAGUCGCCACCGCGGUGUGCAUAGCUGCUCGUUCACCGGGGACGACAAGAGCGGAUCGGGGUACUUCGUCGUCGACUGUGACGAGGAGGUAUCUCGAGGUCUUUUCUGCCAUCGUGGGGGACACAGAAAGGGGAGUGGAGGUGGAGGAGGGGGGCGAAGCAACAGUCUCGACACCCGGCACCACCCAGCUGGACGAGACCUCUCCUACGACAGCGUGCAUCUUGGCGUCAAGUGCUACCGUGCACUCCUUAACAACCAGCGUGGAUGUACAAUGAUCUUCGAACACCCAGAUACCAUCAACACCAUCGCGUUGUGUCUGCUUCACCCAAGUUUUCAGACCAAAACCCUGGUGCUUGAGUUGCUCGCGGUGGUGUGCCUGAUCGUCGGUGGACACGACCGCGUGAUCGCGGCCUUCGACGAGAUCUGCCGUGAACUCGGUGAAAGUCGGCGUUUCGAGUCGCUGGUCUACUUCUUCCGAAACCACGAACACCUCCCUCCUGACGACUACAGCAUCGACUUCAUGGUGUCGUGUAUGCAAUUCAUCAACAUCGUCGUGCACUCUACGGACGACAUCGCUUUCCGUGUCUUCUUGCAGCAGGAAUUCACCUACCACAAGUUGGAUGAAUACCUCCAGCGAAUUUACGGCAAAGUGGGCGACCGACUGGGUCGUCAACUGGAGGCCUACCUGGACAACCACGUGGACGUGGCGAUGCUGCUGGAGGAUUCCCAGGCGAAGGAGGCGCUCCAAGCGGAGGUGGAAAUGCUGGACGCCGACCUGCUCACCGUUCAAGGCCAACUCGCCAGCACCCAGGCCGAGUACGCGGCCAGGACGCAGUCUUUUGAGGAGAAAAUCGCCGCAAUGCAAGCUCAAUUGACCAAACAAGAGGCCCUAAUCUCGAAUAACGAAGACGAAGUGAAAACUUUGCGCUCCCGUCUCGCUGAUCAGAAUUCCACCGCCUCGUCAACUGAAAAGCAGCUGCAGAACGAGAUCGACGAGUUGCGAGAGCAAUUACGGGCGGAACGCGAGCGCUCGAAGGCGGCUGUAGUGUCGCCGUCUGCGGUUUCGGCACCGCCACCACCACCUCCUGCCCCCACUUCUGCUCCCCCACCGCCACCACCACCUCCUCCCCUACCGCCGCCGCCGCCCCCAGCGCCUGGUCGACUAGGUGGUGCUCCUCCGCCUCCCGCCCCUCCUCCUCCCGGUCCCGGUUCCCAAGCUGUGCCAAUCAGACAGCCCUACCAGACACGCUACAAGCUGCCACUGAUGAAUUGGACCGUGCUGCGGAACCAGCAGCUACGCAACACCAUUUUCGUGGGCAUGAACGACGCCAAGGUCAUCGAGAGUCUGGACAUGGAGGGCUUCGAGGAGCUGUUCCGUCUCUCGAGCAACUCGAUCGCCUCGAAACAGAAGGGCGAUGAUGGCGCGACCGACGUCAGCGACAAUCGCAUGUCCGUGGCUGCCAAAAAACCCCCCAAGCAACGUCUCAUGGACGCCAAUCGACAGAGAUGCCUUGGAAUCCUGUUGCGGUACCUCGAGUCGGAGAAGUUCACCCUCAACAAGCUGUGGGAGAGUAUCACGAAUCUGGACGUGAGUCUGGACGUCGCCGAUCGCAUCAUCCACCAACUGCCGACCCAGGACGAGGCCAGGAUGUACCUCAACUACGAGUUCACCGAAUGCCUGCCGGUGGAUCAGCUCACGGACGAGGAUCGCCUGCUGCUGCACCUGUGCAAGAUCAACCGACUUGGACCCAAGCUGGAGGUGAUCAUUUUCAUGAACACCUUCGACACCACCUUGGCCUCGCUCUGUCCGCAUGGACAUGGCAAGUGUGGAUCAAAGGUCACACGUGCUUGCUCCGUGAUUGAGGUGUAUUUAAAAUGGAUAAAUUCUUGUAACGAAGUGGCUUCUGAGGCUGCCAACGUCUUUGAUAUUGAUACUGAUGCGUUGUCCAUCGAUUUUUUGCAGAAAAUAUCCGCUGUGAAUUCAGCCUCGUUCAACCUAAAGAAGAGUGAGAAGUUCAAGCGUGUGCUGGAGUUGGUUCUGGCGUUCGGCAACUACAUGAACAGCUGUCGACGCGGUGUGGCCUAUGGCUUCCGCUUGCAGAGUCUGGAUGUUCUUCUGGAGACUAAAACCGUGGACAGACAGACCACUCUGUUGCAUUACCUCGUCGAGACUAUCGAGUCGAACUUCCCCGAACUGAUCAACUUCUACGACGAACUCGAGGGAGUGACCGCGGCAGCUAGAGUGCCAAUGGAGGCGCUGACGUCGGAGGUGUCGGCGAUGGUGCACGGCAUGGACCAGGCGGACAAGGAGCUGAUCGCCGCGGGGCCCGCCGCGCCACAGCGCCUGGUGGCGUUCGUGCGCGACAACCAGCCGAAGGUGGCCGAGCUGCAGCAGAAGGCGGACACCGCCAAGGCCAUGUUCGCCCAGACCAUCGAGUGGUUCGGCGAGGCGCAGAACAAACUCAGUCCGGAGGUGUUCUUUGGCUGCGUGGUCAAAUUCAUCCAGCAGUUCAAGGUGGGUUUGGGUCGAUUCUUUUUGCUGCGUCUCUGCAUGACUCACGCGAACAUGGCAGUUUUCGUGAUUCACCCUGUCUCCCGCCCAAGUGUGACUCAUCGCCGUCAAAAGUGUCACCACGCGCACUGGCCGGAAUUUAAAAUCCAAGCCGAGUUGGAGAUGCGACGGCGCGCUGACGAUGCGCAGACGGCCAGGAGACCCUCGGAUGCUUCGCUUUGCAACGGGAACGGUUCUGCGCAGGGCGGCGUGUCUGGUUCCUCGCGCCAACGCAAACCCAAAGAGCGGAUUCUCGCACAGGAAGCGCGACUCGCGAAACGACGCAUUCAGAAUCGCACAAGACAGAUCAACGGCGACGGUAUGAUGGACGAAAUCCUAGCAGGCUUAAUUCGCUCUCUCUCUCUGUUUCUUUCCCUCCAACUCGCUGACUCGGGGUUCGUUUGUGUCCUGUGUCGUGUGUGCGUGUCUACUAAACCCCCAGAAAUCCAAGACCUCUGA